Messenger RNA from Psilocybe cubensis, 1338 nucleotides. RefSeq lists its product as uncharacterized. The transcript has a single exon. The coding region runs from base 1 to 1338 and encodes 445 amino acids. Lineage: Eukaryota; Fungi; Basidiomycota; Agaricomycetes; Agaricales; Agrocybaceae. The record is from RefSeq and is a predicted model, not a curated record.
AUGCUAACAAGCAACCCCUCGUCCGCCAUUGAGAACGUGGCUACGGAGACAUGGAGUGAAUGCCUUAGCCAUAUGGACCUCACUGUGCAAAGGAACAUGAUGCAAACAUGUAAAUUCUUCCGUGAAAUGUGCCUUCCUCUUGUCUUCAAGAAGGAGUGUGUGCUGCUCCACGUUGACCCAUGUAUUCCAAAUCAAGAACAGGAUCUCCGAGCUUUAAUGCAUUCACUUGCUCUGUCGAAAAGCAGCGUACAUGCGCCGUUAGUCAGAAAGUUGACUCUGUCCUACAACGAAGAUAACUUUCGUGCCUGGGAACCUACAGUCGCGGACGUCAAGUAUCUUCGGUCCAUGUUCACCAACCUCUGUGUCAAAUUAUUCCCACGAUUCACCAACUUACGGGAAGUCUACAUCGUGAGCAAUCGGAACAUUGAUAAGGCAUUACUGGUUGCGCUGGCGGAGCUUCCUGAUCUCACUGAACUUGGUAUGGGGUCUGCCAAGUUUGGAAUGCUCGAUCUGUCCAACGGCACACGCAUACGGGUUCGGAAGCUGGGUAUAUUCAAUAAUGUCUCUGAUUACGACUCAAAGAAAGCUGCAACGGUUCUCGAUGUUUUUUCCGGUGAACGACUCGAGGAUUUGACUAUAUUGUCUCGCGUUUACUCCCCCAAGAUAAUGCGAUCACUGACCCAGCAAAAUAAUAACGCUCUUCUCAAAUCCAUUCGUCUCGAGCUCGAUCCAAAAGAACUUAAAACCCUUGUUGCUUUCCUGGUGUCUAGCCCGAAUCUCGAAUCCCUGCGUGUGUCUUUGGUUAAAAGCAGUUCAAGGUUACGGAGCUCCGGUGUGUCUGUUCCAGAGGUGCUCCCCAGACUUCCUAGCUCUGCUCUGCCCCAAUUGAGGUCAUUCUCAGGCGUUGAGGAGCUGGCAAAGAUGAUAGUUCCUGGAAGGCCAGUUCAGCAUAUAAAUGUUGAGGCUAGGUGUAGGUUAUGGCACAGCGGCAAGAACAAUAUUCUCGAUCGAAGACCAGAGGAAUUAAACAUGCUACUUGCUCGUCUCGCAGCAAGCAUAAUUCCAAUUAAACACUUAGGACUCGAGGACUAUGUUCUAGAGAAUGGCCUUCUGGACACUAUUGCUUCUCAUACCCCCAAUAUCUCAUCGGUUUUGCUGAACCUCAAACAAGAAAUCGACAUGGUUGGCGACUCUCCUGACAAAGGUUUUAUAUCAAAAGAUGAAGUGUAUUUUGAUGACACAAUAAAACACUCACAAAAUCUUGCUGAUCAACAAUCAAGAUUUUUUUUGCCAUCGGUUCAACAUCUACCAUACAUGGUGUGUAUAUUGCUACCCUGA